Cataglyphis hispanica is the source of this 925-nucleotide messenger RNA. Its product is annotated as antifreeze protein Maxi-like. The transcript has 5 exons. NCBI's taxonomy places the organism in Eukaryota, Metazoa, Arthropoda, Insecta, Hymenoptera, Formicidae. Bases 16 to 789 code for a protein of 257 amino acids. The record is from RefSeq and is a predicted model, not a curated record.
AAUAUUCUUUGCAAGAUGAAGGCCUUGGUAAAGAUCGUGCUUUUAUUUGCUAUUGCAUCUGUGGUAGAGCUAAAAUCAGAUGCUAAAAAGCAAAAGCGCGGUGCGACAUUUAUUGGAUCGCCUGAUUUCUUUGGGACCGUGCCAGCAUUCGGUCCUGCACCAUGGGCUCCCUUGAAUUUUGCGGUUUCAGCCUGGAAUCCAUCGAGCAAUCCAGACAUAGCUCUCGCUCAAAUUCAAGCUCAAGCCACGCAUAAUGUGGCACUUCAGGCUUUGAAGAAUCCGGCGCCUAGUACUCCCAGUAUCGCAUAUUCGCCGGAAAUUCUGAGAGCAAUUCAACAGGCAAAAGACGCGAACAAUAAUGUUGCUACGGCCCAGUACAAAGUGGCGGAAGUGAAGCAAGCUGCGGCGAUUCAGCAGAAAAUUGCAUUAGCAAAGGAGGCAGCAGCAAGGGAAGCUGCCGCAAGGUCACAAGAAAUUUUCCAACACGUUGAAGCCGAAGCUAAAGCCAACGCUCGGCAACUUGUAGCGCUGCAACAGAGAUUAGCAACCCUGAAAGGGGCUGCAGCAGCUGCGCAGAGAGUAGCGGCAGCAAGAGAAGCCGCUGCAGCCGUGGCGAUUCAAAGAAACGCAGCUGCAACUGCUGCGGAACUGCAAAAACAAGAUGUUGAUAAACAAAUUAACCAGAGUGAACAGGAAGCUAAGGAAAGAGAUAUAUUAGCUGCAAAAGAAAAUGCAAUAGCAGCUGCGGUUCACCAAGCAAAUUUACAAAAAUAUUAUCCUUGGAAUUAAAAAUUACUUUGUUAUAUAUAUCUUGUGCAUAUCAAUAUAAGAAAAUACAUUUAUGGUGGCGGUACAAUAAGAGACAACUACACAGGCAUAUGAAUAUUUUGUAAUUAUUAUGCAUAAUAAAUAAUUGUUUUACCAA